Ilex paraguariensis (yerba mate) is the source of this 678-nucleotide messenger RNA. Lineage: Eukaryota; Viridiplantae; Streptophyta; Magnoliopsida; Aquifoliales; Aquifoliaceae. The record is from the annotation of a GenBank genome assembly.
AUGCUUGGCUGCUGUGGCUUUCUGAAACUGAAGCAUUUCUCAUGGCUUACGACAGCUGCUACGCAUGCAAAUCGAACAUUUACCUUGAUUGCAGCUAAUGACGUUCUAUUGGAUUCUUCUGUUAUGAAGUAUAGCCCAUCAGAUUGCCAGAGACCAGAACUUCUUAACAAAAACUUGGUGGAGGGAAAUAUUCUUCUUUGUGGCUAUUCGUUCAAUUUUGUUGUUGGUACUGCAUCAAUCAAGAAAGUCUCAGAAACAGCCAAGAGCCUUGGUGCAAUUGGGUUUGUUCUUGCCGUAGAAAAUGUUUCUCCAGGAACAAAAUUUGAUCCUGUCCCUGUUGGUACUCCUGGAAUUCUGAUUACAGAUGUUCGCCAGUCAAUGGAGCUAAUUGACUACUACAACAUCUCUACAUCAAGAGAUUGGACUGGACGCGUGAAGAGUUUCAAAGCUGUAGGUAGCAUUGCAGAUGGGUUGAAACCUAUACUCUACAAAUCAGCACCGCAAGUGGCUCUGUUUUCUGCUCGAGGGCCAAAUAUAAAAGAUUACAGUUUCCAAGAUGCUGAUCUUCUUAAACCAGAUAUUCUAGCUCCUGGAAAUCUGAUUUGGGCUGCCUGGGCUCCUAAUGGGACCGACGAAGCUAACUAUCUUGGUAAACAAUCACCUUUCCAGUUAACAUAG